Gaeumannomyces tritici R3-111a-1 is the source of this 1213-nucleotide messenger RNA. RefSeq lists its product as hypothetical. Gene Ontology annotation, cellular component: membrane. Bases 235 to 1068 code for a protein of 277 amino acids. Gene Ontology annotation, molecular function: transmembrane transporter activity. The transcript is spliced from 2 exons. Lineage: Eukaryota; Fungi; Ascomycota; Sordariomycetes; Magnaporthales; Magnaporthaceae. The record is from RefSeq and is a predicted model, not a curated record.
GGGGCUUGGACCUGCGCCAGAUAUUAUACAUGUCUGGUUUAGGAUAUGACAUGAUAUCGAAACACGAUUACAUUUACAGAAAGUGACACUUGAUCUCAUGCUUGACAUUGCUUUUGUCCCUAAUUCCUGGAACGUGUCUCCCUCGCGCGCACGCGGCAUCUCCCUACCUCCACACCUCCCUUUUGAGGCUUCAUCUAACGGGGCCCACAAAAGCUCUUCGGGGCACCCUCAAACAUGAUCAUCAAGCGCCUCCAGCCCGCCCGCUACCUGGCCGGGCUGGUGCUGGCCUGGGGCGUCGUGGCGACGCUGACGGCCUGGGUCACCAACCUGGUCGGGCUGGUGGCCUGCCGGCUGCUCCUGGGCUUGUUCCCGGGCGUGGCGCUCUACUUCACAAUGUCCUACGGCCGGCGCAGCAUCGCCUACUUCUUCGCCACCUCGGCCUUUCUCGGGCGUCGUCGGCGGCCUGGUCGCCUACACCGUCGGCGCCCUCGCCUGGCGGCGCCUGGCGCUGGAUCGUGCUCGAGGCGCUUGGCGCUGAUGCAACACGGCGAGCUGGGCGGGGCGCGCGCGCGCAACGCCGACGAGCUCGACUGGGGCCGACGUGCGGGGUCGGGGUUCCGCGACCCGACGCUGUGGCUGUUUCUGCGCGACGCAGUACUGCGUCAACAACAAACAUGCUCUACUCCUUCUCCCGUCUUUUUGCCCACCAUCAUCCCACGGGGCUCGGCGGCAUCAUGCUGGCGUGGGCCAUGGUCAACAACCCGCGCUACGGCAAGCGCGCCAUCACGUCGGGCAUGUAGCCGACGGUCGGCAACGCCGCGGGCGGGGGUCGCGUCGUCCCACAUGUUUGAGAAGCAAGUACGACGCCCACGUUUUACCCGGGCUACGGCGCCACCCAUGGGGCUGUCGCUGCUGGGGCUGGCGUGCAUCGUGGCGCUGCACUGCAUAUUCCGCUGGGAGAACGGGCGGCGCGCGAGGGGGGAGCUGGACUGGAUGGUGGAGGGGAGGACGGAGGAGAAGGUUAUGGAGCUUGGGGAGAGGAGUCCAUACUUCCGGUUUACCCUAUAAGCGGGGAGCGGGGAGCGGGGAGGGGGGAAUGGGCGAGGGUGUGUGCGCCUGUGGGCUCUAUGCAACCUCAUAAAACUGUAAAUUGUAAAUGCGAUGGAACAUGGCAAUAUUAUAUUGCCAAGAAAGUUUCCGUGAUUCGAAAAAC